Molecule: messenger RNA, 6064 nt
Organism: Lytechinus pictus (painted urchin)
Lineage: Eukaryota; Metazoa; Echinodermata; Echinoidea; Temnopleuroida; Toxopneustidae
Product: multiple coagulation factor deficiency protein 2 homolog
Exons: 3
Coding region: 75-647 (190 amino acids)
Molecular function (GO): calcium ion binding
Source: RefSeq, a predicted model, not a curated record
UCUAAAUUGGUUCCUGAAAGUUUAGAUAAGCUACAUGUAAAUCUUGGCUAAACUCAACAUUUAUACGUGUACAUAUGGGAUUACUGGCACUGACCACUGUCAGAAUUAUAAAAAGUAUGAUGAAUUUUCACCAAGCAUCAUUACAUGGUCUCUGUUUAGCCAUCUCUAUGGUGAUGUUAUUCCAACCAGUUUUUACAGAAGAGGAACACCAUAUCAAAGUUGGUCCACCUGCUAGCCUCAUCAGGGACAGGACUCAUAUUCAAGACAGAGAUCACAUCAGAUCCCAUCUUCAAGGUACAUUAGACGUUGAUGCCAUUGACAUGUCUCCUCAAAGACUGCAGUUUCAUUACUUCCACUCCCAUGACAUGGACCACAACAGGAAACUAGAUGGUCUGGAAUUGAUGCAGUCCAUUCUACAUGUGGAUGAGGGAUGGAAGAAUACCAGAGGAGGAGGAGGACAUCAUGGUGGGGUGAUGUCAGAGGAGAGGAUCAUUGAGAUAGUUGAUGUAAUCUUGGAGGAUGAUGAUAUCGACCAGGAUGGUUAUGUGGAUUAUAUAGAAUUUUCUAGAGGACUUGAUGAUGGAUCAACAGAUGAAGAGGAGGAUGAUUAUGAUGAGGAACAGGAUUACUACAAUGAUGAGGAUUAGUUAGGAUGAAUAUAUUAAUUAUUGAGUGCGGAAACUGCAAGCAAAUAGGCCACAUUUGCUGGUUUCCCUGACAAUGGUUUUCUCAUUGGAGCAUGUGAUGAAGAAACCUGACCAUAGAAAGCAGGGAGUUCGGUACUUGCCUGUAGGCCCUAUAUACAUGUAUACCACCUUUCUCGUCUUCCUUGGCGGUCUUUAUCACACAGGACUCAAAAUUCAGCAUCAUGUGGGAGAACUGAAGGAGAUGCAAAGAUGGAUAUAGUAGCAAGAUCCUAAAGUUAUAGAAAUAAACAUGAGAAUACUCCUGGAUUCAAUAUUUUGUGAAGAUUACCACAAUCCAGAAAAAAAUGUAACUAAUGAAGAAUUUAGGAUUCAUACAUGAAUGAUAUUGAUAUGUAGAUAAUGUGUGCUUAUUGUGUGAAAUGUACUGAAAAUCCUUUUGACAGUAGAUAUCACAAAAACCAGUAUUGUAUUUUUCCUUUGUAAAUAAGAAGAUAUUGUGUUUUGUCGAGUGAAUUUGGUUUUAGGGACAUAAAAAAUCCAGCCUUAUAUACAUGUAUCAAUCUACCAAUACUGUACUCUUAUAACUUUCAUAUUUCAAUUUUCUUAUGUAUAGAAUGCCUUUAUGUAUUUUAAUUGUAUUGUUAUUUAUACAUCAUACAUAUUGCUACAUUUACUCUAAUAAUUACAUGUAUAUACAUGUAGAUCAUAGAUGUAAAUACUGUAAAAGCUUAAUUUUAAUGGUGAAUUUAUUUUCACAUAUUUGGAUCUACCAAUAUCAAAUUUCCACUUCUGCAUACAUGUAUAUAUUGCCAUUUUACACAUGAAAAUAACACCAGAAUCAUUAAAAUCAUAUAUACUGAAUGUGUCCAAAAUAGUCAAAAUAUAGUACUCAAAACAUUACCUGAAUACAAAAAGUAACACCUUUCCCUUUGAAUGUAAAAUUUGUAUGUACAGUGUAAAUGUAAUAUUUAUCUUCAAAUGUUUGGUGUACAUGUAUAUUGGGUUUGUAAAGCAUGUUACCAAAGUCUGUGAUGCGUUUUUAUCAGGAAUCCUGCUGUCGUGAUGAUCUAGUAUCCAACUUUCUCAUUCAUUGUCUGACUUCUUUCAGACUCUCUCCAUUUCGUAAAAGCAUCUUUCCUGCAUUUAUCAUUGUUUGUCUAUAAUGAAAUUUAAGCACUGAUGAUGAAGUAUGCUUUUAGGAAUCCCAUGUUUGUCUACGAUUGAAAGUAAGAAUUAGUGAUGAAGAAAAUAUGCUUUCAAGAACCCCAUUCGAAAGACAUGGCUCUGACUUUAGGUGUAGUGGACAGUGCACUUGACUUGUUUUUCCAACAAGUUGAGAUUCUGUAAUUCACUAUCUGAAACCCUGAACAUUGAACUUUUCUCUAAUAAAUAUCAAGAAUAAUAUUUCCUUCAUAUGUUUCCCACUAUGUAGAUUUAAGGUUCUUUAAGUUGUGAGUCAAGAAUAUUAAGGCUGCAAUUGCAUGUUUUCUUUGUCUCCGUGUCCUUUUAAUGUAGCCACAUACGAGAGCAUCUUGAUGGUAUAAUAGACAUUGAUGGCAUCCAAGAGAGUGAGAUGACAGAGAAACAACUCCAACUUCACUACUUCAAACUCCAUGACUAUGAUCAUAAUAACAGACUUGAUGGUCUAGAGCUCCUCAAUGCUAUGACACAUUAUCACCAUGACGGCGCCCCCAAUGCCGAGCCACUUAAGGAAGAUGACCUUAUGAACCUGAUUGACCCUAUUUUGAGAGAUGAUGACAAGAAUAAAGAUGGGUAUAUUGACUAUAUAGAAUAUGCUGCGACACAGUCUUAAAGAGAAAUUCCAGUAGUUGCAGUAAACACUGAUUUCAUGAGAAAGUCUGUAAAACCAGGCUUCAUUGUCAGUAUAUCAUCGAGGAUCUAGAUCUGGUACAGUUACAUAAACUGAACUUUGUGAAAUCUUGAAAUCUACGCUGAAAAAUGUUCAGACUGAACUUCCCCAACACAGAUAAGCGCACGUGGGACAGUGUAUAAUUAUUGCUUUGAGCGAAUCCUGUGCUUAUUUGCUGAUUUCUCAGCAAUUACUCAAUUUCUUCCAGAAUUCUUUGGCACAUGCGUUUUAUUUAUACAAACAGACACUUUGGUGGUCAUUUCAUUGGAUUCUGUACGAACUCAUUUUGAUAUCGUUACCAAAACUAGCAUUUACCUUUAAUGAUGACAAUAAUCAGGAAAGAGACAAAUUUUAUUUUAGGUUCAAAACUUUUGAUUAAAUAUCAUUCCUUUUCAUGGCUGGGCUUACUUUUAUUGGUAUUUGUCAAUGACAUGUAAUAAGCUGAAUUAGAAUUAGGGAAAUAAUGGCCCCUAUUCUCAAAAGUGGUUUCAAUUGUACCAGGGUACCGAGCCAUGGACUGCAGAUAUCUUGUAUUAUUGUGCUUCAAUUAUGUACCAUUUGCCAGAAGUAGGCAUUUAUAAUUUGACUCUUCUUUAUAGUGUAUGUGAUGAAAUGAGCGUAUUACAUUGUAUGUACUCAAAAGUCUCAAAUCUGCAUAUUCCAUGAUUUUGUACCAUGAAACAAUUGAAGCCUCUUGAGAAUACGGGUCUACAUGUAUAUGUAGAAUCUAACAUUUUUUGUGGUAUGGUAUAUUUUUGGCACCUGAAAAUGUAGUCUUUUAUUUCUAAAAAGAAUAAUCAUUCUAAACGUAUCCAACACAAAGCUUUUCGAAUUUGAUAACCAUAGUUAUAUUUAUUUUUAUGUGGGUAGAUAUUAAUUGGAAUAUGUAUAUGUUAUUGAUUAUACUUAAUGUAUGGUGCUAUUUUUGGUUGGUGAACUCAAUUAUUAUUUUUUUUUUUAUAGCCUACAUUUAUCUUUAGUUUUGGUAAAUCCCCCUAUGAGUACAUGCCACUAUUCCAUUUCAUUACUAGAUCAUAUUAAUGCAUGUGUCCUAAAACAGUUGUGAUGUGAUGGAUAUAAACUAAAAAUGUUUUUUUAUUGGAUAAAUUUACCAAAUUUACAUCAGAGUUAAUUUGAUUUGGUGCCCAAUCAAAAGAAUAUCUGUAUUUUGUCAUGUUUAUAUAAAAUACCUCAUCAAGCAUGGAAUGGGCUGAAAUUUCAGGAUAUAAUCUUAGUUGGUUGCUUUCUAAUAUCCAAUUACAAAAUAUGUAAAGUGUACACUCAAAAUGACAUUCCAUAUAAAAUUAUAAACAUUACUUAGAGAGGAUGCUAGAUUUGAAUUAAAAUCAUAGACAUAAGUCACAUCAUAACAGCUGGAAAAUGCCAUACUUAAGUUCUAAUGGAUAUAAUAUGUAUCCAUUGACUACCAAGCUCUUGUUAUUUGGUUGAUGAUAAUCAAGUAUAGUUCACAUUACUGACGAUUUACUAUUAAAAAAAGCUAAAGACAUGCUUUAAUGAUGAACAAUUAAGGCUUUGUGAUAGCAUUACGCAUUAUUACAAGAUGGAUACAUUCUUUUCUUGUCUUCUUUUACCAAUAUAUUAAUCACUAUUCAGUAUUUUGCCUUUGUUAAGAUAUGAUAUUACUGGUUAAAUUUUUGAACAAUUUAGAAUUGAUUAAUGCCAGAAUAGACAGGGAAUGAAGAUAUAUCAUACAUUGCAAUAAUGUAAGUCAAAAGCAAGAUAUUUCAUUCAACAGGAUAUUGUAUUUGUACCAUUCUUAAGUUUUUUUUUUUAAGGUCACAUAUUUUCAAUAGCAAUUCCCAAUUUUCAGUGACUUGUAUCAAAUAUUGAAGAGUCAUGUAUAGGGCAUUGAUAUGUGUUUUGAUAGUAAAGCUAACAGUACCGGUAUAUGAACAUUUAUAUAAGAGGUGCCUUUCAAGUUUAAAAGUGCUUAAUAGAGUUUAUUUUAUUUAAUGAAUAUCUGUAUCUUUUCUUUACAAGUGAAGCAUUUUUCUUUUUGCUUCAGUUAUAAUGUGCAUUUGAUCAUCUUUUAUGAUUUUAAUUACAUUGUAUAAAUAAUUUCAAUGUUAUAUGUAUCUCUAGUUUCCUCCUUUCUUCAUGUUGUACUCUUACAUGUUAAACCAGGUUCCUGUUCUAAUACAGAGUUAAAUAAACAUCUAGUAAUUCCUUGUAAUACAAUGAGAAGCAUCUGUAAACCAUUACAUCAGCAAAGAAUUCUAUUUUGAAUGGGGAAAAUCAGGGGCCCGUUUCAUAAAGUACUUGCAACUGUUUUAACUUUGCCAUUAUUGCAUCUACCAUGGUAACAGGACUCAGCAGCCAAUCAUAAUCAAGGUUUCCAUGGUAGUUGCCGUUAUGGCAAAGUUACAACAGUUGCAAGUCCUUUAUGAAACGGGGCCCCAGAUGAUCAUUUAAUAAUCAACAAUUGUUCUGAGCGCAUAUAUAGGUUAAGUUUGCAUUUUCAGAUAUUUCCUGAUUUAAAUUACUUUUUUUUUUUUUGGGGGGGGGGUGUAUCGUCUCUCACACUUAUGUAUGUAUCAAUUUGUGUGUAGAUUGCUAUGAAGAUGUUUUUAUUUCAAUAAUGAUUGUGGUGGUGGUAAAAAGUUAAAAACUAGUACUUAAUACCAGCUUUUGUAUCAAAGACAAGUACAGUGUAUUAUGCUUUAAAGUGAAGAAGAUAUUCUUCCAUAUUGUAAGUGCCUUUUGAAUACAUUAUGCAUUAUCAGUGAUUUCAUCUGUUAUAUAGUCUUAGGAGAUGUUGCAAGAUACUUCUUUGCACUUGAUUGCAAAUUUCAAAUCUGCAAGUGAUAAAAUAAAUAAAAGAUGAAUACCUGCCAUAAAACACAAAUUUGCAUUUAAUUGCAAGACUAAUAAUUAACACACAUUUGGCUAAUGACGACGCCCACCGAUCAGAGCCUACAGGUAAACUCAUAUCUUCCAUAUAUUGUAUAACUUCCGAGACAAGUUCUGACUGUAUGAUUAUUGUAUAUCUUUACAGGCUCCUUAAAAGGGAAUCGCAUGACAUGAUUUUUUUUAAGGUUUGAAGUUUGAUAAAUUUACAAAAAUUACAAGUCUGUAGCCAAUUGCCUAUAGCAGAUGGCACUGCAUGAUCAUUGUACAUGCACUGUAGGCUGUGAUGAUACAUGUAGGUAGACAAUGUCGUAAUGGUAUGAUUUUGGGUAGAGGGGGGGACUCCAUAAAUUGUACCAUUGUAUGAUAUCUGUAAAGACUGGAUGAUUGUCAGAUAUCCCCAAUAAGCACACAAGUAUGAAAUAGAGACUUAGAAUUGAUUGCAAUGCCCAUUAAUUUAAAACUUUAUCUCUGUAUUAAACCUGUGUGUGAAUCACCAAAGAGUAAUGAAUACAAUAUCAGUUAUUUCUUUUAUUUUAUGUCCAACAUAUAUGCUGAAUAGUCUUGCCCAGUUGAAAUAUCAAAUGUGAUUUUCACAUGUGUAUUCAGUGUGAUGUUCCAAUACAAGAAGAGGGAAACUACAAUUGUUAAAAAAAUAAAGAGAAAGGAGGAAAUUGUA